AUGUUAAGAACAUCAAUUUGUAUCCGGCUAUUCAAAAGCCGCAUAAAAUAUAACACUAGAACAGCUCAAAACCAACUCCAUGCUACACAUUGUAUAUUCUCAACUGAAAAUGUAAAGAAACAUGUCGUCAAAAUAGCGGAGUCUCUUACAUCAGAACUUAGUUAUUCCAACUCAAUCAAGCGGCUUAAGUUAAAGAAUCAAGCUGCUGUGCUUGUCCCACUAUGUACAGUGAAUGGGGAACUUUGUUUACUUUUUACUGUACGCUCUAACAAUCUUCCUACUCAUAAAGGGCAGAUAAGUUUUCCUGGAGGAGGGGUUAAACAUGGUGAUACAGGGGCAGUUGAUGCUGCCUUACGCGAGACAGAGGAAGAAAUUGGGUUUCCUCGAAAUAAAGUUGAUGUUUGGACAACUUUACCCCAUAUUUCAAACCAUACGCGAACAGCUGCUGUAAUACCAGUAGUUGGUUACCUUGGUGAAGUUAAUAUUGAAGAUAUGGUACCUGACAGAAAUGAGGUAACAGAAAUUUUCACUGUGUCGCUGACCAACCUUGUGAACAAUGCCAGCUAUACUCGAUUUCGAAUCAAGGCCAAGAAACGUUCUGAACACGAUUAUGUGAUGCCCGUUUAUUUCACCCAGUAUAGAAUAUGGGGACUUACUGCGAAUAUUGUUGACACAGUUCUUUCUAUUCUUAAAUCAGACUCGUAUAAUCAACUAGCUGAAGGAAAGUUUACUGUCAAAGUUAAAUUAAGUUCGGAUGUAAAAAUAGGUCUAUAG
Messenger RNA from Ciona intestinalis (vase tunicate), 774 nucleotides. NCBI's taxonomy places the organism in Eukaryota, Metazoa, Chordata, Ascidiacea, Phlebobranchia, Cionidae. The record is from RefSeq and is a predicted model, not a curated record.